Molecule: messenger RNA, 2130 nt
Organism: Rasamsonia emersonii CBS 393.64
Lineage: Eukaryota; Fungi; Ascomycota; Eurotiomycetes; Eurotiales; Trichocomaceae
Product: Protein kinase
Exons: 2
Coding region: 1-2130 (709 amino acids)
Biological process (GO): protein phosphorylation
Molecular function (GO): ATP binding; protein kinase activity
Source: RefSeq, a predicted model, not a curated record
AUGGCUGAUGACGUACCGCGAAGCAUGUCUAUCGUGCCGUACUCCUCCAACCGCGACGUUGUACUCCGCCAUCACGACUCCGUUGUGGUCCUCGACCGCGACUCCCAGCAGCUCGUCCUCCGCAGUGCAGACAGCUGCAAUGGCGACCUGGACGUCGAGCUGACGGACUGCCCCUACUGCCGCCGUCCCAUGCGAGAUCGAGAAGCUGGCCAGAAUGCGCGUCGCGGGUCAGGUCCUGCUCAGCCUGAGUUUGUCAACCCCGAUUAUUUUCGCUUGCUCCAUGACAGCUGGCCCAGUUCAGCCGAAGCGACCUCUCCUCCUCACUCUCCGCGCCGGCGCCUCGUUCAGCCAGCUCUCGCAGAUGGCCCGACCACCACCGGACCAGACCAUGCCAGAACGACAUCGUCUCCGCAAGGGAUUUCGUCUACCGCGUUCAGCCAAGGCUACUUCAAGAAGUUCUUUGUCGAGGAGGCGGAGCUGGGGAGAGGGGGCAAAGGGGUUGUCCUUCUGGUGAGGCAUGUGCUCGAUGGCGUUUCACUGGGCCACUUUGCUUGCAAACGGGUCCCUGUUGGGGACGAUCAUGAGUGGCUGGAAAAGGUUCUGGCAGAAGUGCAAUUGCUGCAGCAUCUCUCGCAUCAGAAUCUGGUGUCAUACCGGCAUGUGUGGCUGGAGAACGCCCAACUCAGCACCUUUGGACCAAGCGUCCCAUGUGCCUUCAUUCUGCAGCAGUAUUGCAAUGCGGGAGACCUCCAGAAAUACGUUUAUGGUCCUGCGCAGACCUCCAUGACCGCGCAGCAGCUGAAGGAGCGUCUUAGGAGAAGGUCAAAGGGCCAACCAGAUCCUCCAGUGGGUAUGCCCGGUCCUCGCAAGCUCCAGUUCGAGGAGAUCUACUCGUUCUUCAAGGAUAUUACCUCCGGAUUGCGUUUUCUCCAUAUCAAUGGCUACAUACACCGCGACCUGAAGCCUAGCAACUGCUUGCUCCAUGAAACCGGCCGCGAACUGAGGGUGUUAGUGAGUGAUUUCGGAGAGGUGCAGUCGGAAAACGCGGUGCGCAAGUCGACCGGCACCACCGGGACGGUAUCAUACUGCGCUCCCGAAGUAUUGCGGCGAGUUUAUCCCAAUGGCCCCUUUGGCAACUUCACCUUUAAAUCCGACGUUUUCUCUCUCGGGAUGAUUCUCCAUUUUCUCUGCUUUGCGCAGCUUCCGUACCGCCACGCGGAUAUUAUCGAGGAGAAGGAGGACCUGGAUCAGCUCCGUGCGGAGAUCAGCGAAUGGAAGGGGUUCGAUGAUACGCUCAAGAAAAUGAGGCCAGAUCUGCCAGACAAAUUAUACACCAUCCUAGAGAGGCUCUUGGCCUUGGAUCCGGAUCGCAGGCCUAGUGCAGAUGAAGUCCUGAAUAGCAUCCAGGCCGGCGUCAAUGGCAAUGAGGGCCGUCGAUUCACGAGGGCCGGCUCUGCUGGACCAGAGUUCCGUUCCUCUUCCCGGAUUCAGCCUGUUGAGAGUCCAGCGCCGGCAAGCCCUCGACCGUCUCGUUCCCCAACCGCAAGAGCGUUUCCCCGGAACACCACAGCCGCUCCUAUCCGUGCGAACGGAAUAUAUGAAACGAAGAGCACCAAGAGUCCUAGCCGAGUAUCUGAGUCCGAAACGGACAACCGUUUCUCCCGCAGCCCUGAGCGCAACUUGGUGCUUCAUCCCCGGUUCCGGGGUACACAGUCGUCCUCUUCACCCCAGGCAACUGAAGACCAUCAACAACAUCACGCCCGUCCAAUCGUCCACAACCAUCAGCGACGGCCACAAUUAUUACCGCCGCCUGCCAACCCGUCUGUCAGCAGCAAUUCAUUUCUCGUCUACGCGAGACUCGGAUCCUGGGGACAGAUUCCUUUACCCAACAUCCGAUUCGCACUUUUUAUCCUCAAGCUGACGGUCGCUCUGCAGUCCUGCGUUCCUCUCGCCGUGAACCCGUGGGUGUACUACCCGCUCGUGGUGUUCGCUGUUUUGACGCUAGGCAGCACGAGCAUGAAAGUGCAGGUGCUUUCACUAAUCAUGCAUAUCGCGUUGGUGGUGUGGAGCAUCAGGACGAGGACCAUGUGCAUCUGGGAUAUCCCAAGCUCGAUGGCGGUGUUGGUCUAG